AAAACCUCAAGGCAAGCCUGGAUUUAUUGCGCAGUUCUUGGGACUGCCCGCAGUAAAGGCAAUGACCGGGUCCACAUGUAAAACUGUUGCUGAAAUUUGCGCUAAUGAGACCUCUGACCCUCCUCAGGAGGGAAAAGAUUUACUGCUAAACCCCUUGCAAAACUCGGAAAAAGCGGAAGUAAAUGCUGCUAAGUCAAACCAGAAAAGUAACGCACAUGCGGAAGUGCCUGCUCAGAAAACUCCAGCAGAGGAGGGGCCUGAAACACCUACUGAUCUCAUCGAUCUGGGGGGAGCAGCGUCUCGGCCUCCGCCCACGGCACCUCCUCCUGCGCCUCCGACUGCCGUGUAUCCACCGCUGCCCCCCUUCAGCGAUUCAUCUGGUCCGUCAACUCCGCCUCCCGACAAGAGUCGUAAACGGUCCGCAGACACCACAGAAAAAAAAAUGUUACAGACAGUUUUAAAGCGGCUCGAGGAGUUAGACUUAUGUGUGGGGAGAAAGGAUGAUAGCACACCUUCAUGGCUAGUGAAUCCCUCAACACCUCCGAGGACUACACGCUGGAGUGGCGUUAUUAGAGACACUAUAUUAGAUGAUCGUGGUCCAGUGUGGGUGCCCAGUAGAGUCAUAAAAACUGCUCUGAUUCAACAUGAUCCACCUGACAACCAAGAUGUUCAAGAUCCUGAACAUCUUGAUCAAUCUUGAUCAGAUGUUCAAGAUCCUGAACAUCCCAAGAUCAAUAUCCCUAGGGAUAUUGAUCCCGGUGGUAAUGACUCUUCACAAAAUUGAGCCCAGAGAAAAUAUGUGGGUUACCUGGGCAAACAAAACAAGAUAACAAGCUUUUUGCCUAUUGCUUGCCUCUGCUAUAGAGCUUUUUCAGACAUGUUUGAUAGAAAUAACUGGCUUUAAGGUAGAAGAAUUUAGCAACUAUAGUGUGUACUAUUAGCUCAAAGUCAUGGUUGUGAGGAUUUUGAAGGCAUGUGCUGUAUGAACUUGUCCAAUCACAGUAAAUCAAUUCAUAAACAGUUGUAGUGGUUAAAAAAACAUGCCAACAAAAUUCAUCAAAACCAUGGGUUUUUAGAUGGGUGGCUAAUUAUCUUGUUUGGGAAUAUGCGGCAAUGAUUAGUAGACUUGCUUGUUGAAGGCUUGCGCAUUAUAAUAAUCCUUGUAAUCAUAGGUCUGUGCUUAUGUUUAGUACUUAGUUGUAUUAAGAGAACUAUGUUAAAAGUAGUAAACAAGCCUGGAUUGCUCAAAAACAAAAAUGGGGAAUUGUGGAGGAAUGGCUGUGUGAAAAAGGCCACGAUUUAAUUGCGAUGAGCAACCCAGUCUUUGAUGUAGAUAAAGGCCUGGAGAUGACCAUGAGCUCUCCUGGAAAAAGCAGAAGUAAGCAGCAGCAGCUACUUGGUAGAUAAGAUAAACGGGACCGCAUCCAGAAGAUGCGAGAAUGUUGCUGCGGGUGGACAAGGGGUCUACACCAAUUGUGUGACCGCUCUGGUCGCGUGAACAGAGAUUGUAAGCCAAUCGUAGAGCUACCGCUAGCGCGUGCUCUGCUUGCCUGUCUAUAUAUACUUUGGAAAAACAUAAAUAAAGGGAGAACGAUCAUACUCAUAUUGAGGUUACAUCGUUACUCCGGGUCCGUCUCCCACUCCCGACAUCCUCCUCCUCCCGACACCUGGUCACGAAUGGAGGGGCUAAGUCUCAAGCCCCUGGGAUUUGCCCUAGAUGCCGAAAAGGACGUCAUUAUGCUAAUCAAUGCCGGUCUAAGUAUGAUUUCCAGGGCCAACCCAGGGAAAGCAAUCACGGAGCGCGAGGCAGCGAGGUGUGCAGACACAAGUACCACAGCCAACGUUCCAACCUCCACGGAGGGAAGCAGCAGUGCCUCAAGUCUUUGUCCAGCAAGAGCUGGUAGCACCAGAUCGGACCUAGCAACCUCCUACACAGUAACGUUACUUGAUUCCUUGGUUCACCUAUUGUCAACAAACAUCUCGGGGCCCUCACCCCCUGGAACACAAGUGCUGUUGUUAGGAAGAUCAUCUACAACAUUGUCAGGUCGUUUUGUAUUACCAGGGGUAGUUGACUCUGACAGUACUGAUGAAAUUAAGAUUGUGGUAUGGACCCCAUCUCCUCCCUGCACAAUACCUAAAGGUAGCUGUACAGCGCAAUUAAUAUUGAUUCCAGCGGGGACAAACUCCCCCGUUUCUAGUCAACCUCAACAAAGGAGGGGAGGGUUUGGAUCUACAGAGAACCUGCAAAUUCUAUGGGUACAAUCUAUUUCUCAAAAGCGACCCGUAUGUCAAUGUACCCUUAUCCGCAGAGGACAGCAAGUAGUGCUAAAUGGAAUUAUUGAUACUGGAGCUGAUGUUACAGUAAUCUCUCGUGGUAAGUGGCCCCCGCAAUGGCCUCUGGCUAACGUUUCCCAAGCAUUGGCUGGAAUUGGGGGAACUGGUAACAGCCACCAAAGUGUGGAAUCAAUCCAAAUCAAAGGUCCGAAGGGGCAUAUAGUCUCUGUUAAACUCUUUGUGUUACCCUUUCCCAUGAUUCUGUUGGGGUGUGAUGUGCUAUCACAGUGGGGAAUGUCCAUUCAGACCCAUUUUUAGACAGGGCCAUUGAAGUGUGUGACACCCUAAAGUUGACAUGGAAAACUGAUUCCCCUAUUUGGGUAGAUCAAUGGCCCUUACCACUGGAAAAGCUUUGUGCCCUCCAAGAAUUAGUCAUGGAACGGUUAAUGAAAGGGCAUAUUAUGCCUUCCACUAGUCCUUGGAAUUCACCUGUUUUUGUUAUUAAGAAACAAACUGGCAAGUGGCGCUUGCUCCAUGACCUCAAGAAAAUUAAUGAUGCUACGGAAGACAUGGGAGCCCUCCAACCAGGACUCUCGUCCCCCACUAUGAUUCCUCAACAUUGGCAUUUGACUGUUAUUGACCUCAAGGACUGCUUUUUUAAUAUCCCAUUACACCCAAAUGAUGCUCCUAAAUUUGCUUUUUCAGUCCCAAGUGUCAACAUGCAAGCCCCAUUGCAAAGAUACCAGUGGGUUGUGUUGCCACAAGGAAUGAAGAACAGCCCUACAAUCUGUCAGUGGUAUGUAGCUGAAGUACUUAGUCCUGUUAGGACCGCAAUGUCCGAUGUCUUGUUGUACCAUUACAUGGAUGAUAUCCUAGUGGCCACACAACAUCACGAGGUCAUGGAGGAAGCUGUAGCCCUUGUCAUAUCUGCUGUCAACUCAGCAGGCCUCUGUAUUGCACCAGAGAACGUUCAAAAAAUACCCCCAUGGAAAUAUUUAGGUUGGCGCAUAAGGGCCCAGACUAUAGUUCCUCAACCCUUACAGAUUGACACAGACGUGCAGAAUUUGCAUGAUGUACAGAAAUUGUUGGGAACAAUCAAUUGGGUUUGACCACUGUUAGGAACUUCUAAUGUGGAAUUGUGUCCUUUAUUUGAAUUACUUAAAGGGGAUACAAAUCUGUGUUGCCCUCGUAGCCUUGGCCCAGAAGCUAUGUCAUCGUUACAAAAGGUUGCAAGGGCAAUUACUCUCAGACAAGCACACCGAUGGGCUCCCAAAUUACCUUUUUAUCUAAUCAUUUUGAACCCCGCUCGACAAUAUCAUGCAUUAAUAUUUCAAUGGGACCCUCAGAAAUCAGACCCACUGCUGAUUAUCGAAUGGGUUUUCUUGCCGAAUCAAUCUACAAAAACCAUUUCGACACAGCAUGAGAUAUUUGCUUCCUUGAUAAUUAAAGCCAGGCAACGCUUGUUAACAUUGUCAGGAAUAGACUUUGCUCACAUUUGCUUGCCUGUGACAAACAUGUAUUUACAAUGGCUUUAUCAGCAGUCAGACACCUUUACUAUGGCAUUGGCAGACUACACGGGUCAACUCACAUCCCACCCAGCUUCACAUAAGCUGCUGAAUGUUGACUUUCACUUGUUAUCCAGACCGAAAAGGAGCGAUCAGCCAUUACAAACCCUUACUGUAUUCAUAGACGGAUCUGAAAAAUCGCACAAAUCAGUCAUUCUGUGGUGGGAUGUCCAGAAUGAACAAUGGGAAUCGGACAUAGAAACCGUUCCUGGUUCUCCCCAGGUAGUGGAGCUAACUGCAGUUGUUCAAGUUUUUCGAAAACGGUCUACGCCACUUAGCCUUGUCACUGAUUCAGCCCAUGUUGCAGGGAUUGUUGAGCAAGCUGAGGCAUCUGUAUUACGUAAUGUCUCACAUUCCGAACUAUUUGCUUUAUUACAGGAACUUAUCUCUCUCUUGGACUCUCGUCCUCACCCCAAUUUAGUUAUGCAUGUCAGGUCACACACUUCUCUACCUGGUUUUAUUGCAGAAGGGAACUGACGAGCUGAUUUGCUGACAUUACCAGUACAGGUAUUGCCGGAUCGUAUAGCACAGGCUAAACUCAGCCAUUCUUUCUUUCCCCAGAAUGCUGGAGGUCUCAAAUUGCAGUUUGGGCUUACCUCCCAACAAGCAUCUACUAUUGUUGCCAUAUGUCCUGACUGUCAAAGGCAUUCCUGCCCAUCGAUAGCAGGAGGGGUCAAUCCUAGAGGACUGCAGAGCCGUGGCAAACGGAAAUUACGCACUGUCCAGAGUUUGGUAAAUUGAAAUACGUCCAUUCCUCUAUUGAAACAUUUUCAGGUGCUUGGUUUGCUUCUUGCCUCACAGGGAAAAAGGCACGUGCAUGCUUUUGCCACCUUGGGCAUACCCUCUCCAAGAAAAACGGACAACAGCCCUGCAUAUGUCUCAACUGCAACAAAAGCCUUUCUUGACUCCUGGGGUAUAACCCACAUUACCAGCAUUUCUCAUUCCCCUACAGAUAAUAAUCCUCCGAUAGUUCGGCAUUUUAAUGUGAAUGCUUCACUUGAAGCAUGAAUUAAAGCCCUGGUGUUGGUUCGUGAUCCAGAAACAGGUAAGAUCAUGGGACCAUAUCCUCUUUUUAUGUGGGGAAGAGGUUAUGCUUGUGUCUCCACAGAAAAAGGCCCCAGGUGGAUUCCGGCGAAGAACGUGGGACCCUUUGGUGAAUCCCUGCCACAAUCAUCGAGUGACGACUCCGAUCAUCUCUUUGAUCAACAAACUCCUGAGCCCUCUGGGACUGCGAACGAUGGAGACACUGAUGACUAAGACGCUGAGGGAGCCUCAGAGCGUCUGGAUAGGGGCGAAGAGUGGCAUCCAUGCAUAUACCCCCAAUUGUAGUGAUAAUGUGGAGUUUUGGUCUUUUAGUCAAUGCUUUACCGCCUCUCUUUUGUUACCUGGAGUUGUCGCUGGGAGAGCAUUAGCGCCUUUAGGAAGGGGGAGAUGUGGGACGAGGCCUGAAGAGCAGAACCCCGAGUACCGCUCAACUCAUUAGCCAGGAUGUGCUGGAACUUGUAGGCCAUAAACCAUGGGAAACUGAAGAUGGCCAUCACCAUAAAAGGGCAAAAUGAGGGCCUGAUACCAGAAACCCGGCAAAUGGUGCAGCACCCAGGUAAGCACAUAUGUAUAAACAAGAUUUUUCUCAGCUGCUGUUCUAUAACUGGCACAAGUGAUUGUAUUUAUAUAAUCAUAUUUACAAAAGAUAUAACAGUUCUGUCAACAAGACCCGUGCCACCCAAUUCACAGACUCCAAAGCAAGGACUGGGACAAUGAAGUACUUGCUGCUCACCGUAGGAGGAGAUCAGGUUCAAGACCAUCUAAAGAACCUGAAUGUGCACAAGUCCAUGGGACUUGAUGAGAUGCAUUCGAGGGUCCCAAGGGAACCGGCAGAUGAAGUUGCUAAGCCACCAUUCACCAUAUUUGAGAGUUGUGACAGUCUGCUGAAGUUCCCAGCGACUGGAAAAGAGGAAAUAUAACCCCCAUUUUUAAAAAGACCUGGAGAACUACAGGCUGGUCAGUCUCACCCCUGUGCCCAGGAAAGGUCAUGGAGCAGAUCCUCCUGGAAACUCUGUUAAGGCACAUGGAAAACAGAGAGGUGAUUGGUGACAGCCAAUGUGGCUUCACAAAGGGAAAAUCGUGCCUGACAAAUCUGGUGACCUUCUACGACAGCAUUAUAGCAUUGGUGGAUACGUGGAGAGCGAUUGAUGUCAUCUACGUGGAUUUGUGCAAAGCAUAUUAUACUGUCCCAACACAACAUCCUUGUCUCUAAACGCUAAUUGGCACUCAUGUUAUUCUCCUCCUUUACUCACAAGAUAUCCAACGGAGAUGCAGCAUGUUGUCUUAUGAGGAAAGUGUGUGCUUGCCCUGAUGUGUACCCCAUUAACCCUUCAAUCUGAUGAAGAAAAACUGGAAAUAUUGUAAUCUUCACAGAAUAUGUCUAUCACGUUACUCAGAGUACAUGUUGCUGCCUUGUUUCUUGGAGUAGCUGCAAAUCUAUUCCCACCUGGGACUCAGCCUGCAAGGAGCUCUUGGAGGGGCUAAAUUUUCCAGACUCCCCAGAUUAUGGUAGCAACAGGCUGGAUGCACCUGCUGCAGCAUUACCAAAGAUUUCUGCACUUCUGAUGUACCCCCUGUGGGUAUGCACUUGUAAGGUAAAAGGAGGAGAGAUUUGGGGCUAUCUGCUUCUAACCCCUUGGUGAUGCUGCCUGUAGAGGAAAGAGUGCAGUAUUUAAGAAUAACGCAGCACCCACGGUCGGUUUCCAGAGGCCUCCCGCAGACCGCCCUGAGCCAACUCCGAAUAAAUAGCCCUUUCCCUGAGACAGAAGAGGUGUUGAAAAAAUCACAAAACAAGAUGUUUACAGCUUUGAAGUAUCAUUCAACAGACUAUUUAUAUGAGAGCAUGGCAAGGCAGAAGUUUUCCAUCUGGAGAUUAUCGCUUUGCUUGCCUCCUUGUUUACAUCAAGAUGAAAAGUAUCAUCUCACUGGACUCUUUGCUGAUGAUAAGUAUAGAAAGCCAUGGACUAGAAUUACUUCAACACAGAACAUGAUCACUAUUUCAGUUUUGGAUCAAUGGAAGCAAAGCUUAUCUGUGGAGGAUUUCCUGGAAAAGAAACCUGUCUCUUCUGUAGUGUUCUAUGUUGGUAAUGAAUUAAUAGAAGUUAUUCCGAGUUCAAAUCCCUGCUCUCAGACUGACAUAGAAGAACUUUUUUUACUUACGAAGAAUGUUUUUUCAGAAGAAUGCACCCAUGACAAAUAUUUGAAGACUAACUAUACCACUGAAUUUAGAGAACAAUGGCAAGAUUUAUGUAUGGAAGAGGAACUUGUUUUUAUUGAUAAUCUAGAAAAUUUUCGUAAAAAACUGCCUUCUUCAUCUGUACUUCUGAGCAGACUACAGUAUUUUCUAGUAAAAGAUCCCCUUUUAGAUUCUGAAGGACAGAAUUUAACAGAAGAGAACAUUUUCAGGGAAUGUUUGACUUUCCAAAAAGAAAUGAAGAUGGAAGAGGUUAAAAAAGAAUUGCAGGGGAUUAAAGAGAACUUCUGUACCAUAUCUGUAAAAGAUGAAGAGUAUUUCACGUUGCCUGUUGAGUUAGAAUUCUGCAAACCCAGCAAUGGCAGAUCAGAUUCUGUUAAGAUUCCAUCAUAUGUGGAAGUGAAAGAGUUGUUGAAUUUAGUUCCAGAAACUAUGGCUGAUGAAGACAGGUACAAAGAGGUAAUCAAAGAAGAUCUUAAAGCAGAAAUUGCAUAUGCAAUAGAAAUUUCCAAGUACUGUCCCAAACCAGAAGAGGUUUGCUCCACUAAUAGCAGAAGUAUGUUGGAAUUCUGUGAGUCAGGCUUUAUGCAAUUUCUAGCGAAAUCUGUUCCAUAUCUGAAAGACGAAAUGGAUGUACCUUUAACCCCUCCAUGCAGACAACAAAGAUUGUGGGUUAAUUUUCUGUGCACAGGACUUCAAGAAGAACCUAUUCCUCUUUCUGGUAACAGUAUUUUGAUUACAGAGCCCUCUAGGAAAAACUUAGAAUGUUUGGCAUGGCAAUCAGAGAAGUAUCGGGAUAAUAUGAACUCUCUUUUGCUUGUUGAGCAUCAGGCUGUUAAACUUGCAUAUCAGCGUUAUUCACUUACAGAAUUGAAGGAAAUGCUACCAGUUGAGGUAGAAGCACCAGUGCUUAGCUCACUAGAGGAGGGCUGGUGGCUUCAUUUGGGUUUAAAUCCAGUCUCCAUAGAAACUUUGGAGCAAUUAAAUAUGGAUGCCAGUAAUGCAAACCAUUUGCUUCCCACGGAAGUAGAAACAUUCAUACAAUUUACAUCAUAUCAGUUAGAAAGAUGGCUUGAAGAGAAGAAUUCCAUGACAAACCAGGAGCUUCUUUCUGCUGAAAGACAUCAGUUGGACAAAGUAAUUAAUCCUUCCAUGUCACCACGGACUCAAAGGCAGUGCUUUGCCCCGCAAGUGAGUGCUGGACCAUCUGCCAAAAUUCACAGUACAAAUACAUCUGUGGAAGAGCUCACUGGAGGAAGCAUAAGAAAGAGUAAUGUAGAAGAAGCAAUUUAUUCCUUAAACCAAGAAAAGAAACCCACCAAAACAUCUGAAUCAAUCAGCAGUAAAGAUGUGUCUUCUAAACGAGACAACUCAUCCAGUAGUCAAAAGCCUACAUCACUUGCACCUGCUACAAAAUGGGACAAUGAUGAUUCUGAUCUGAGCAACUUUAUCAUGCUGAGAUCUAAACACACACUCACCCAAAAAGAAGAAGAAAAUGACAUAGAUAGUCCUAGAAAAGUGCCACAGCCUGAAGAACAACAUAUGCAAGUUCACGAAGAGGACAGUUCUGUUUGUGAGACUGCAAAAAUAGAAGAAAAAGAACCAGAGAAUGAGGACAGUGUCACAGUCAGUAUUAAAGCAUCAGAAAGCCAAUGCCAGGCAUAUUGCCUCUUGGAAGAAGCAGCCGCUCCUGUUCUAAAGGAUUUGACACAUCUGCGUGUACUUGCUUCUGUAAACUGGAGCUUUGACAGCGUUAAAUUUGAUCAUACAAGGUUUUUCUUAAAACAGCAAGAGAAAGUGAUAUGUGAUUGUUUUAAAGAAGGUAAAGUAGAUGAGAAAGACAUCAUGCUGUUCAGACACGCUGCUCUGGUGCACCUGCUGGUGACAGUUCGAGAUCUUCUGUUGACAUGUGGCUUGGACACCGCAGUAGGUUAUUUAUCCAAGGCAAAGGAUAUCUAUAAAAACAUCUUAGAAUCCUGUUUGAAUAACAUCUGGAGGCAGUUGAAGAUUGUGCAGUACAGCAGCCAGAAAAAGCAUGAAAUAAAUCCCAAAAUUACAGAGCUUCAGUGUCAAAUUUUAAAUUGGAUGCAAAGAUAUGGAGGGGAGCACAGUGUUAAGAUACUAAUCAUAACAAGAAUGGACUCAGAGAGAGAAAAAGCUGCCCUCAUUCACGCUUUAUCUACAGUAGAAGGUUUAAAAGCUAUGGAUCUGAAUUCUGAGAAAAAAGGAACCAUUUUAGGUUGUAAAGAUAUCAUAAGCAACCUUGGUAGAUAUUCCUGUAUUAUUAUACAUAAUCAGCAAAUUGGAGCUGACUUCCCUUGGACACACUUCUCCUUAGUAGUGGAAUUUGAUUACUCUGAAAACUCUUGCUGGAAAAAUCUGUGCAAAAAUCUAAAUGUUAGUUACAUGACUUUUAAAACCACCCUCCCUGCAACAAUCCAAAUGGGGAAUCCUUGUGGUUCCUUUCUUCUGGAGGUACAGAUUCCAUAUGUAUUUCUGGCAACUGAAGGUCUUCUUAAUAUGCCAGACAUUCUUCAACUUUUGGAAUCCAAGUACAGCAUUACCUUUGUUGAGAGAAGCAGUAGUUACUCCUUAAGGCUCUUUGGAAGGACAGAUCAAUAUGUUGUCUUGACAAUAGAUGAAUGUACUGCUAUCUUUUUGCAGAGCAUGGAAGAACUAAAUUAUGAAAAAUCCUAUGACAAUGUAAUAUCAAAGCUGAUGGUGUUAUCACUCCAAUAUACAUGUUGUUGGAUUCUUUUCUAUUCCAGAGAAAGCAUGAGUUUAGAGUACAGUCUCAGGGGAGAUACUCUGCUUAACGUUGCCUUAUUUUAUGCCACUCUAAUUGAACUUACACAGAAGUCAGAAGACUUUGAAGUGAAGGUAGUUCUUAUGCCAGGGAUUGAAGAGGCAGCACUGGUAAUUCGUCAGAUUGCUGACAACAUUUUGAUGGUAUCUAAUAUCAGUCCUCAUGAGUGGUUGGACAAAUCCUGGCUUUCUGUCCUGCCAUCUGAGACAGAGCAAUGCCUGCUUACUUUUCCAUGUAUCAACCCUCUGGUUGCUCAGUGUAUGUUAAAGAAAGCAUCUUCGUUGAACAGAUUGUUUCUUGCAAGCUUUGAUCAACUUCAGGAACUCCUCCCAGAGGUUCCAAAAAAAGUAUUAAAGCAUUUUAGUGACAUGACAUCUUCAUACAGCCUUAAUACUGCUGCUCCACUAGAAAGAGCAGCGAAAGGUGCAUCACCCCCAUCACCCCUAGAAAACCAGAAUAACUUCAACACAUUCUAUCCAGAUUGUAAACAAAAUCAUCGGUCUUUAGAACUGCUUGGAACAUCUCCUAUGAAUUCUGAAGCCAUAAUUCCUCCGUUGAAUCAUCGGCAGGGUUUUCUUGACUCUGAUCUUCCAAGCUGUGGGCAAAAGAAGUCAUGUUCUUCAGAAAUAAUUACAGAGAGGAAACAGAAUUUCUUUCCUGUGCCAAAGGACUGUGAAGAUUUUGCUCAUCUAGAUGUUUCCAAUUCACUUCAUCUUCAAAGGCAGCCUUUCAGUAUGCACCAUAGCACUGGUCAUUCUUCCAAAAACUCUGAAAAAGAAGAUUUCUUUGCAACUUUCAGUGACUAUGCACCUCAGGAGAGCUCUAAGAGUUUUCUAGAAGAGUUUAGAGACACAACAUUUAAGAGCCCAGAAAUUCUGACUGACCAGACCCCAUGGAAUGACUCUUCAUCCACCGGCCCAUUUGCACCUGAUGGUUUUCUCUCUGAAUUCUUUGUUGACUCAGAUGAGCCUCAAAGUCUGAAUUUUCACCAAAUAGGGAGAGAAUCUGAAGGAAGGAGAAGGCUAAGUCCACCAUUCUUAUGGACAAGGGAGAAAAAUAGAACAGAUACAGGAUUUGCAGAAGUACCAGCGUUCAAAAAAAGGAGAUUGACAUAUGAAAGAGUCCCUGGAAGAAGUGAUGGACAAACACGUCUUAAGUUCUUUUGAACAGAGUGGGGAUUUGCAUACUACACAUACUUUUUAAAAUUCUUAAACACCUUGAAGGGAAAUAAAUUAAAUUCUUUUUCAUGUUCAUUUCUAGAGAGAAAUUAGGGUUUGUGAAUCCUUACUAAUUUGGGAUUCUUUUGUAUGUUUUUAAAAUUUUACUAAACAACUAGUUCCUUGAGUCUGGAGAAUUGUUGCUCCUCUCUUUGUUCUCAUGGGUGAUAUAAAGGUAUUUUAUCACUCUUGAUACAAAAAAAAAUAAAAUAUGAAUGAAAAAACCUA
Messenger RNA from Calidris pugnax (ruff), 11328 nucleotides. It is a transcript of the gene SHOC1, whose product is annotated as chromosome unknown open reading frame, human C9orf84. Gene Ontology annotation, cellular component: condensed nuclear chromosome. Gene Ontology annotation, molecular function: ATP hydrolysis activity; single-stranded DNA binding. The transcript has 36 exons. The record is from RefSeq and is a predicted model, not a curated record. Bases 6526 to 11049 code for a protein of 1507 amino acids. NCBI's taxonomy places the organism in Eukaryota, Metazoa, Chordata, Aves, Charadriiformes, Scolopacidae. Gene Ontology annotation, biological process: resolution of meiotic recombination intermediates.